This is a messenger RNA of Pipistrellus kuhlii (Kuhl's pipistrelle), 3639 nucleotides long. It is a transcript of the gene ADGRF2, whose product is annotated as adhesion G protein-coupled receptor F2. Bases 661 to 2721 code for a protein of 686 amino acids. NCBI's taxonomy places the organism in Eukaryota, Metazoa, Chordata, Mammalia, Chiroptera, Vespertilionidae. Gene Ontology annotation, cellular component: membrane. Gene Ontology annotation, biological process: cell surface receptor signaling pathway; G protein-coupled receptor signaling pathway. Gene Ontology annotation, molecular function: G protein-coupled receptor activity. The record is from RefSeq and is a predicted model, not a curated record. The transcript has 8 exons.
UAGAAUUGAAGUUUUUAGCUUACGUUAGUCCUCUAUAGAGAAUAGACCUGAUGCAAAUUGUCAGCUCUUCCCAACCACCUUCCUCUUGCUCUCCUUCCCUCUUCCUUUAUUGAAUAUAGUGUGUGCCCACCAUGUGUAUCCCACUCUUCCAGGUGCCAAGGAAUCAUUUCAACAUCAGUUUUGGCAGAAAAAAGUUGUGACCUAAGUAUGAAACACAGCUCCAGGGUGAGGUGGGAAUGAGGCUAAUAAGCCAAGGCUGGUGCUUAAUCUCCUUCAAAAUGUAUUUCUAGGAUGAGUCUGCACAUAGGAAUUCCAACUCACGUUCCAUCGUAGCCACCCACAUGUUUCUCAGCCCUGCCUAACCCAGAGAGUGAGCCAUCUUUCCCGUUCCCUGGACAUGGGCUGCUAUUCAUCACAUCUGGGCAGGUAGCUUCCUUUGGAGACAUUCCCACAUGAUGCAUCACAUGCAAGCCGGCAGCAGAGGCUGGAAGUUAUCUCAGCCAUUGCUUACACCUCCCAGUGCCAGCUGGCGCUCACACAUGCAGCCUCCUGGGGAAGUCAAUGGAUGGGAAACCACAGGGAAGCCACCUCUGGGGCAGGGGCUUCUGAGUAGACAACGCUAAGGACAGAACCCCAUCUGAUAGGCUGACUGGAUCUGCAAUGGCAUGGAGUUUUGAAAGCUUCAGAUUGGAAACCUUUUGCCUUUGCCUUUAUUUUUACAGAAGCAAGAAAGGCAGCUGCGUUGAAGACAAUGACUCAUACGUUUUUGCUGUUCUGCUUAGUGUUUCUUUUGCCCACAGAGUCCUGCAGGACAUUAUGCCAGGUGCAUGUGAUGGGGUCUGUGUGGACAAUUCCCAUUGCAGUCAACCUUGCCCUCCAGAUACUUCGGGAAAUAUGGGGUUUUUAUGUAGGCGAAAUAAAUGGCACAAGAUCACUGAUACCUGCCAAACUCUUACCGCCUUCAACAUCUUUGAGGAGGAUUUAAGUACAGUUCCAUCAUUUGGAAGUACUGUAUACUCAAAGGAAUAUGUCGGGAAGUCUGAGACCAUUGCAGAUAAGUUGAUGAAGAAGUGUCCGCAGGAUUUGUCCUGUGUUAUUAAGAACAUCCAGCGUUCUCCCCGGAUACCAGGAAACAUCGCUGUCAUCGUGCAGCUACUACACAACAUAUCGACCAUGCUGUCAACAGAUGUGGAUGAAGCAAAGAUGCAGAGUUACAGCAUCAUGGCCAACCACAUUCUUGACAGCAAAAGCAUCUCAAACUGGACCUUCAUCCCUGAGAAAAACAGCAGCUGUGUGCUCCUGCACUCAGUCAAUAGCUUUGCAAGAAAGCUACUCAUAAAUAAAUAUCCCAUCGACAUAUCGGAUGUCUUUAUUCAUACUAUGUGCACCUCCAUAACUGGAGAUACCAAGGGAAAGAAUUUAACUUUCUCAAUGAGAGUUAAUGACACCAGCAGUAGAGUCACUGGGAGGGUGCUGAUCAGCAGGGAGGAAGCCCAGAAGGUACGUUCUCCUUCCCAGGUCGUCAGCAUUGCAUUUCCAACCCUUGGAGCCAUCUUAGAAGCCAGCCUUUUGGAAAACGUCACUGUGAACGGACUUGUCCUGUCUGUCAUUUUGCCCAAGGAACUUAAAAGAAUCUCACUGGUUUUUGAAAAGAUCCAGAAUUCAGAGGACAGGAGGACACAGUGUGUUGGCUGGCACUCGUUAGAGAGCAGAUGGGACCAGCAUGCCUGCCAGAUGAUUCAGGAAACCUCCCAGCAAGCUGUGUGCAAAUGUAGGCCAAGCAAGUUGUUUACCUCCUUCUCCAUUCUUAUGUCACCACACACCUUGCGGAGCCCCAUCCUGACUUACAUCACAUACAUAGGCCUGGGCGUUUCUAUCUGCAGCUUGAUCCUUUGCUUGUCCAUCGAGGCCUUGGUCUGGAGCCGAGUGACGAAGACAGAGAUCUCGUAUUUACGCCACUUGUGCAUUGUUAACGUCGCGGCUACCUUGCUGAUGGCUGAUGCCUGGUUCAUCGUGGCUUCCUUUCUUAGUGGUCCAAGGACACACCACAAUGGAUGUGUGGCAGCAACAUUUUUUGUUCAUUUCUUUUACCUUGCUGUGUUUUUCUGGAUGCUCGCGAAGGCACUUCUUAUCCUCUAUGGAAUUCUGAUUGUUUUCCAUACACUGCCCAAGUCAGUCCUGGUGGCAUCUCUCUUUUCAGUGGGAUAUGGUUGCCCUUUGGUCAUUGCUGUUAUUACAGUUGCUACCACUGAGCCUGGCAAAGGCUACCUUCGGCCUGAGGCCUGCUGGCUCAACUGGGACAUGACCAAGGCUCUCCUGGCCUUUGUGGUCCCAGCUCUGACCAUUGUGGUAGUAAACCUGAUCACCGUGACACUGGUGAUUGUCAAAACCCGGCGAGCUACCAUUGGCAGUUCCAUGUUCCAGGAGGUGAGAGCCAUCGUGAGAAUCAGUAAGAAUAUCGCCAUCCUCACACCACUGCUGGGCCUGACCUGGGGAUUUGGAAUAGCCACAGUCAUCGACGAUAGCUCCCUCGUCUUCCACAUUCUCUUCUCCUUGCUUAAUGCUUUCCAGGGCUUCUUCAUCCUGGUGUUUGGAACAAUCCUGGAUCCAAAGAUAAGAGAAGCCUUAAAAGAUCGAGUAACGUCUGCAAAACGGAUCUCCAGGAUAUCAGAGAACCUUUCUUCUGAUUUCUCUUGUCGCCACACCAAAGGGCCAAGUUAACAAAGUAGGCCACACUCCUAACUUGGGAGGUCAUACAUUCCAGGAAUGGCAGAACCCCCAGGAGAAGUGUGUUUAUUCCUGUCGUCUGGCCUCCGGGGAGUAUGAAGACAGCGUGUAGUGCUGCUGAUUGAGGAGGGUGUGACAUACAGAAAGGAUGGAAGGCCCCUCUGUCUACUUCUGUGCUGCUAAUCGCCUCUCCCUCAUCAACUGUAAACACAAUAAUGCCAUUCUGGGCAUCUACAGGGAAUAGAAAGACAAUGUGGGCCACAGCAAGACCUCAGUCUUGUCGGGGCCUCCGGAAGAGCACUCUGGCUCAUCUUGGCAAAGGUGUCCUGGGAUGUCGCCUGGUUGGAUUCUGUGGGCUGCUGAGGGAGGGGCCCUCAACAACAGUUGGGCUGACACUAAGUAGGUCAUUGCUGGUUCUUUGUACAAAAGGAAUCUUACUGCCAGCAUAUUCCACUCCUCCAAAUUUAAAUGGGUUGCAUGGUCAACCGGGCUUGGCUUUCAAUGCAACUUUUUUGGCUAUGAACCAAGUGAAAUAGGUAGAACUUCUGAACCAGAAAGAUGCUCAUUUUAAGUUAAGGAGACUGAAGCCUAGAACAAUGGGUCACAGGUAAUUGAGGCUUGAGCCAGAGGCCAAAACCCAAGUCUGCAGGCUUCCAGUCCUGGACUUUCUCUAAAAGCAAGGCACUACUGAAGGACUCUGUCUACUCUGACAAUAUGAUUAACCCUCACCAACAACAAGUUGGGUAUUUUUUUUUUUUUAAACCUGAGAUGAGAAAGGGGAAGUAUCAUGUUUCAAGUAGAGAGCUGCUCAUUUUCUUAUCUUUGUAUGUAAACAAAUUCAUCAUUCAAAUCAGGUUCACCUGAUAGGAGAUCAGUAUUAUAGAUAGAAGCCCUUUUAAAAAUAAAAUAAAA